This is a messenger RNA of Orycteropus afer afer, 1926 nucleotides long. The record is from RefSeq and is a predicted model, not a curated record. Lineage: Eukaryota; Metazoa; Chordata; Mammalia; Tubulidentata; Orycteropodidae.
AUGGCCAAUACAGUAGAAGCUGAUGGUUGCCAUGAUGAAGGCUAUGAGGCUGCGGAUGAAGGCUUAGAAGAUGAAUAUGAUGAAAAGAGAAAAAUCUCAGCUAUUCGGUCAUACAGAGAUGUCAUGAAGUUGUGUGCUGCUCAUCUCCCAACUGAAUCAGAGGCACCAAAUCAUUAUCAGGCAGUAUGUCGGGCACUAUUUGCAGAAACAAUGGAGCUGCAUACCUUUUUGACUAAAAUUAAGAGUGCAAGGGAGAACCUGAAGAAAAUACAAGAAAUGGAAAAGAGUGAUGAAUCUAGCACACAUCUGGAUGAGCUGAAAAAUGCUGACUGGGCUCGAUUCUGGGUACAAGUGAUGAAAGAUUUACGGAAUGGUGUAAAACUUAAGAAGGUCCAAGAGCGGCAGUACAAUCCUUUGCCCAUUGAAUAUCAGCUCACUCCUUACGAAAUGUUAAUGGAUGACAUUCGGUCUAAAAGAUACACUUUGCGAAAGGUGAUGGUAAAUGGUGAUAUUCCACCACGGUUAAAGAAGAGUGCUCAUGAAAUCAUCCUGGACUUCAUUAGAUCAAGACCUCCUCUAAAUCCAGUCUCAGCCAGAAAACUAAAACCAACUCCACCACGCCCACGGAGCCUCCAUGAAAGAAUAUUAGAAGAAAUCAAAGCAGAAAGAAAGCUGCGACCUAUCUCACCAGAGGAGAUUAGAUGUAGCCGACUUGAUGUAACUACCCCUGAAUCUCCAAAGAAUGUGAUAGAGUCAUCUAUGGUAAAUGGUUUAACAUCAUCAACAAAAGAAUAUGAUUUAAGUACCACACAGCAGGUUCCUGUGCAGCGGAAGAAACUCCUCAAAGCCCCAACUCUGGCCGAACUGGACAGCUCUGACUCUGAGGAAGAAACUGCACACAAGUCAACCAGUAGCAGCAGUGUUUCCUCCUCCUUCCUCGAAGACCCUUUAUUAGAGACUGCGUCAACAAGGAAGAAACCUCCAAAAUUCUUGCCCAUAUCUUCAACACCACAGCCAGAGAGACGGCAGCCACCCCAGAGACGCCAUUCAAUCGAAAAGGAAACACCAACUAACGUGAGACAAUUUCUGCCGCCAUCCAAGCAGAGUUCUCGGUCCCUGGUUCCUGGGAUAACCAGUAUAUUGCCAAGGACGCCUUUCCGACCACUUUUUUCUACCAUACAAACAGCUUCUCUGCUCAGCUCUCAUCCUUUUGAAGCAGCCAUGUUUGGGGUAGCAGGGGCUAUGUAUUAUCUAUGUGAGAGAGCUUUUACCAACAGGUGGAAAUCCUCAAAGGAGGAAUUCUGCUACCCAGUGGAAUGCCUUGCUCUAACAGUGGAGGAAGUGAUGCAUAUCCGCCAGGUCCUGGUGAAGGCUGAGCUGGAGAAGUACCAGCAGUACAAGGAUGUCUACACUGCUCUGAAAAAGGGGAAGCUCUGCUUUUGUUGUCGAACCAGGAGAUUUUCCUUCUUCACCUGGUCUUAUACCUGUCAGUUCUGUAAGAGGCCGGUGUGCUCACAGUGCUGCAAAAAGAUGCGGCUGCCAUCCAAGCCAUACUCCACUCUUCCUAUCUUUUCUUUGGGACCUUCUGCCUUGCAAAGAGGAGAAAGCUUUGUGAGGUCAGACAAACCCUCCACUAGCCACCAUCGACCACUUCGGAGCUUUGCCAGGUUCUCCUCAAAGUCAAGGUCUGUGGACAAAUCAGAUGAAGAACUACAGUUUCCUAAGGAGCUGAUGGAGGACUGGAACACCACAGAGGUGUGUGUAGACUGCAAGAAGUUCAUUUCAGAAAUCAUCAGUUCAAGCCGGCGUAGCCUGGUGUUGGCCAACAAAAGAGCCCGGUUGAAAAGGAAGACACAGUCCUUCUACGUGUCCUCACCAGGCCCCAUGGAGUACUGCCCUUCAGAGAGGACUAUCAAUGAGAUCUGA